Messenger RNA from Mucor velutinosus, 1380 nucleotides. Its product is annotated as 2-dehydropantoate 2-reductase (Ketopantoate reductase) (KPA reductase) (KPR). The transcript has a single exon. The coding region runs from base 1 to 1380 and encodes 459 amino acids. The record is from RefSeq and is a predicted model, not a curated record. NCBI's taxonomy places the organism in Eukaryota, Fungi, Mucoromycota, Mucoromycetes, Mucorales, Mucoraceae.
AUGGCAACUGCUCAAGGGAAAAAGAAGCUGCAAAAUUCACAGAAUAAAAAGAUUGAUUCGUACUUCAAACCGGUGUCAAAAUCUGAUGCGUCAACCAUGUCAAAACCAUCUAGCAAACGUCAGCUUGAAAACGAUGAAAACACCCCUCACAAUGAUGAACAUCGUAAGAAAGUAUUGGUACCAUCCGAUGCAGAGCCCAUCAAGCGACAGUUUGAUAACGUCAAGGGCGGAUUAUCAGCAAAAACAAAUCAAACCGUCAUUCGCCACCCUUUGACCGACAAGCAUCCGAAAAACCCAACCAUCCCUAGUGUCAGUAAUUUCAAAACCUUGCAUCCAAAGCGAAAGAAGCCUUCUCCGAGCUUUGCCGUCUUGUGCGAUGAAGAUAUUGAAAAGGGCGUCGAAAAGGCUCCUACACCACCAAUAAGAGAUAGCCAAGAGAGCUUUUUCGACAGCCAGGAUGUCAACAGUCAGGCCAUUGAUAGCCAAGCAGCAUUGGACAGCCCAGUUGAGGAUAGUCAAAGCCUGAAUAGUCAAACACAUGGUGAUUCUCAAGAUACACCUUCUCAACUUCAACUCAACACACAAUGUAUCCAAGAAGGCGAUGAUUUGAAUACACAAUGGACUGCAGUGACCUCUUCUCCUAUCAAUAUCUACAAAGAUGCCGAUGCUGAAUCACAAUCAUUUGAGGACAAUGAUAAAACUCUUUCAGUCAUGAUUCCACACAUCCGUGGAAACAGCACAAGCAACAAACCAAGCAAAGAAAACUAUGUAGGCAAAGAAAAUGAGGUUGAAGCAACAGAGAAAGAAGAGCAACGUCUGAUGCCUGAUGAGUUCCUUCUACCAGCAUUCGGUGUUGAAUCACCUGGCCAUGAGGAAUCCAGCGUUAACAACGAUCAAGACAAAUUAGAGGAUGAAAAAAAUGAUUUCUACAAUCAAGACGACGACGAUGAUGAUGACGAGGAAAAUAGUGAUCUAUUUGCUAAAACUGUCGAUACAACUAUCAAAUUCAAAGACGUCCCAAUUGCAAGAUCAAGUACAGCGUUAGAUGAUGAUGACAAUGGCUUUUUCUCGGAUAACAAUGAACAAGAGGAAUCAACAACAUUCUUUGAUUUGGAAAGCGACGAUGAUGGCCCAUUUAUGAAUCCAGAUAUCGAGUUCUCUGUCAAUGAAUUUGAAUCAGCUCCAGGAGAAAGUAUCAAAGAACCUUCAUCAAGCUAUACAUUGUCUCUAGAUCAGCCGGAAUCAAUUAGUCAAGUGCACAUGCCAUUGCCUAACCCUCGUGGAAAAGAUAUAUUGGAAAAACUGGGCUACGACAAGGAGAGCUCAAAGGAUAGUAGCAGAGCCAAAGACGCUGAGGAGAGCAGCUUGUCUACUUUGUAA